This is a messenger RNA of Triplophysa rosa, 2488 nucleotides long. RefSeq names its product transmembrane protein 187 (gene tmem187). Gene Ontology annotation, cellular component: transport vesicle. The coding region runs from base 122 to 874 and encodes 250 amino acids. The record is from RefSeq and is a predicted model, not a curated record. NCBI's taxonomy places the organism in Eukaryota, Metazoa, Chordata, Actinopteri, Cypriniformes, Nemacheilidae. The transcript is spliced from 4 exons.
UGGACGUCACGUGGUCUACAUUGCGGAAGACAAACAAUGUUUUCAGACUUUGUACAUAUCUCCUAAACUCCACAGCUAUUUCCCCAAAUCGGACUGUGUCUUUUUUUAUCUGAAUGCAAUCAUGUCAGCAGUUGUUGACGUCCUGAUACCCUUCGUGCUUUGCAUAGCGCUUGCAAACACUGACAUUUUCAACGAAGUUCUGGUGGACGUUACUUACGAUCACUAUGCGGAGGAAAAAGUCGACAAUCUGCCCGCCUUCCUGGCUAUGCCGUUCAACUGCCUGAUAAAUUUAGGAUACAUAUUAUUGGGUAUCUAUUGGCUCCUUCAACCGGUAACAGACUGUAAAGACAGCCGUGCAGUCGCCUAUGCCAAGAACGUAUUCGCGCUCAUGGCAAUCGCGUACGGGCCCGUGCAGUGGGUGCGUUUGUCCACCUUGCGCCGCGCACCCUCAGUUUUGGACCAGUGGUUCACUUUUCCAAUUUUUGCAUGGGUGCCGGUGUGGUGUAAUGUCAUUGUUAACGGCUGGUCGUCUCGUUACACCAUAAUAGUUGAAACGUGUUCAAUUCUCAGCUAUGGACUGGCGCUAUUACACGACCGUGGAUUUGAAGUUGCAUUGGGUUGCCACAUCGCCUUCGCAGUGUUUAAGGGUGUCCAAGCGCAGAAGAGUCACGGAGAUGCUGUGUCUAUGCGUUACUUUUGUUUGGCUGCGCUUUCCUGCUUUGGUUUUGUGGUUCUGAAGCUUCUGGAUCAUACUCUUGCGGAGUACUGGGUGUUUCAAAAUCUCACCGGACAUUUCUGGUCCAAAGUUUGCGACAUUCUUCAGUUCCAUUAUGGUUUUUGUUUUCUCACGCACCUCAGUAAAAAAACUCCAUAAACGAUCAUGAACGAAAUGUUAGCGUGUAUAAUAAUAUGGAAUAAAUACAAUAUACACACCUGAAGCAAACUCCUGCUUGACCUCCUGUUUUUAAUUAAGAGUGUUACGUAAAGAUAAUGUGGUAACACUUUACAAUAAGGUGCUAAUUAUUAACAAUUAGUUAAUGCAUUCGGUAAGAUGAACUAACAAUGAACAUUUAUUAAUGUUAGUUCGUGUUAAUUUCAGCAUUUUCUUACUAAUACAUUAUUGAAAUUAAUGCACCAUGAACUAACGUGAAUAACUGUAUUGACAUCAGGCGCGUCGCACCCGUGGGGGAUGUGGGUGUUUUAACACCCACACUUUUCCCGGUGAGAGGGUUCAACACCCACACUUUUUCUGCAGUUUUUCCGCAGUUUUGCACAAACGCCUUACAGCCGUCGCUCCUCCGUUUCUCUGGCCGCUCUGUGUCUGAGCUCGCUGCGACUGCCUGCUCUCCCCUCCCUCUCAAACAUGACACUGGCUUUGAAUGUGACCGGCUGAUGAUUGGCUGUUCUGCCUUAAGUCCCGCCUCUCUUGGUGUGUUAGAUUUAUCGGUCAGCUCGUGCUGAGGAGGCGGGAAUUUAUGGUUAUCGUUAUUUACAUCUCCCUUUUCCAGCAGUAUGAGCACUGCCUCUCGGAAGUCUUUAUUUGUGCAGUAGAUGAAGGGGUUCAAACAACAGUCCAGAUACGCCAUGACGGAUGAAAGUGAUCUCAGCCAGUCAGGAGAAGGAGACAGGUCGAGCCUUCCGAGGAGAAUUAACUAACAGAAGAAGAAUAAACAGAAUCAUUGCAGCGGAGAUAAUAAGAAAGUCAUUUAGGAAUGACAUGAAGAUGCAGUAAAUGGAGCAUAACAGAACAGAUACAGGAUCACCAGUAGUGGAGUGACAGAAGACAGGUCAUCCUCACUACAAAGAGAUAAAAUAGGCCUACACAUGCAACCUCAUAACAGGAUGAGUCUUAUCAAGUUCAAGCCAAAUUUCUAUGUGCACCAGAUGCAAUUUUACACACCUGGCACAGUUUUUCCCAUAUCCUACAUAAGUCAGGAUGCAGCAGAACAGUAUAAGAAUUAAUGGGACAAAGAUGGAGAUUGAGAAGGUACAGAGGAUGUAAACCAGCAUGUCGGAGUAACUGCUUUCCCAGAAAACUGCACACAGCAUUUCUGCAGGGUCAUACCUGAACCAAGAAUAAUGUGAGAAAUGACAUUUUUGAAUGUGGAUUUGGAAAAUCUGAUUUUUUAGUUAAAUUAUGGUACAGACUCACUUUAUCCAGUUAUAGCCUACCGGCACUGCUCCAAACAUAGUUCCAGUACACCAUGAUGCCAAACAUGCUAUUGCCAUGAGAACUGACAGCCCUUUACCUUUGGAGGGGAUACCUAAAAAACGCUGAACACAGAGAACCGCUGAGUUGUAGGGAAGAAGCAGAGAGAAACAAGAUGAUAGAUUUCGUUAUUCCAGUUUUGCUCAUAAUUUCAUGCAUCCUUUAAGGAAUCUGAAGAUAUAAUUUUUUAUAUAAUGUAAGACGAAAAUGCAAAAUAUCGAUUUUGUUUUUAUGUAGUACUGCUGUGAUGCAAUAAAGGAAAUAAAUAUUUUCUGCUGA